Mollisia scopiformis is the source of this 1589-nucleotide messenger RNA. RefSeq lists its product as uncharacterized. The coding region runs from base 57 to 1415 and encodes 452 amino acids. NCBI's taxonomy places the organism in Eukaryota, Fungi, Ascomycota, Leotiomycetes, Helotiales, Mollisiaceae. The transcript is spliced from 4 exons. The record is from RefSeq and is a predicted model, not a curated record.
AUCAAGGAUGACAGUAUUGCAAGGGUGAAGCCUGACAAGACAUCAAGCUUAGAUCGAUGCCGCGGAAUCAACCCACCCAAAACUCGCGUUCUAGGAACAAGGCUUGCCAAAUCUGUUGGCUUCGUGCGAAGCAGUGUAAUGGAGGAGUAAAUUGCCGGUGCUCGGUAUGCAGCAGCAUGAUGGCGAAAUUGAAGAACAAUGGAACUGAUCUAAACUUCCCCCUUAAAGAAAGUCAAUCUCACAUGUAUGACAUGUACCGGUCUCUCGAAAGCCAAGACCUUGAAUUUUCCAAAUGGAUCAUCAAAGUCGAGCGACGAAACAAGCCGAACACGACCGUCGAACUUCCGAGCUAUGGAACUCUGGAUAACACGGAUGGUGGCUUGCAGACGGCGGAUUUGGAUAACUUGAUCCUUUCUCAGUUUGCACCAAAGUUACGUGCCAAGAGUGGGAACCCAGCAGUUAUAGCAAAUGCUGUGCUUGCUAGUGGAUAUAUAUUCUGCCUCUUGUCUGCCACGAACCCUUCUCAACCUGUAAGCGGGAUGGUCAAUGGCUCUGGGAAUCCAUGUUCCAAUGAGACUUUACGCCAUACACCAAUGUUCAAAGGGAGAUUGCUUAUGCGCCUCGGAGCGAUCAGCGACUUGUUCAGGGCGAGCUUUCGGCACGAAAUUGGAGCACUUAGUCAAAAUGAAGCUGCAAACAACCAUGCCGCUGCUGUUAUUUUCCUUCAUGGCAUGGUCGAUCUCUACGAAGGUCUUCACAAUGGUGUUCUGCAAAGUCUGUUUCCUACCGAGCUUACUGAACGUUUAAGCGCUUGGUCGAACUCUUUUAGAGACGAGCUCUAUCAACAAGCUGGAAAUGACUGUAGCAAGUUCUGGAACGACGCUCUCAAAGGUCCUCUGAAGCAGUUGAAAAUCCGCCGAAAGGAGCACGUCCGAAUGACUGUCGAACUUCAGCAGUAUCUACGGUCUCUGGACGAUUCGAUCGAGGCCCUUUCUGAGUCACCCGGUCUACUUUACAACGAGUCUGGGAUAUCCUUUGUAGACUCGGCCAUGAUAUUACCUCCAACACCAUUCUCAAUGCCCACUGCUGGCUGCGCUGAGACUUCGGCUGCAGGCUUUGAAGAUUAUAACAAUCAAAACUUCUCAUGGUCAGGCAUGCCUACUCAGCAUCCGCAGUAUUCGGCUCCAGGUUUUGAAGAUCAUGACAAUCAAAACGUGUCAUGGCCAGGCAUGCCUGUUCAGCAUCCACAGUAUUCGGCUAAUGCUUAUUACGCCUUUGAGCAAAUGGCGACCAACGACAAAGUAUACUCGAAUCCGUUAUUCGAGCCACCCGCUCAAUGGGCAUCCCAUGAUCCAGGAGAGUUCUUCUUCAAUGACAGAACGCUGGACCCGGAUCCUUCCCCAUACGUGCUCUAAACUGAGCCACACGUUCGCCUACCGCAUUGUCCGUGUCAAUCGACAUUGGAAGAUCGGUAGGUAUUUUUUCUUGAUUCGUGCUUUCUACUAAAUUGCCAAUUUUGUUUUGUUUGUGCGGGAUAUCUGGGGUAGGAUGGGUUUUGGGGGCUUGCAGGAAACUUUGCAAAAACAGGG